AAACUUGCGACCUGUAACUUGAAACUAAGAAGAUAUAUAUGAUCUAGUGCCAGACUUCAACCCUUUACAAUGUUCAUCUCCAUGCUCGUGACAAGGAAUUCUGGAUUAGUGCAAAUAACGUUAAAUGUUGUAUGAUUAUAAAUGUGUGCUUGUAAAGGAAUUCUGGACUAGUGUCUAAGUUGUCUGUCAUACGAUUAUAAGUCUUACUACAAAGUUUAAAGACGAAUAGCUAGAAGAUGGUUGGAAGCAGAUUGCCGUGCCCGUUUGGUUGCGGAGACGGCCUCUUCAGAUCGAAAGCGCGAAGAAGACAUGUUCAUAAGCGGCAUGGACCAGUUCCAGACUUUUGUACAACCUGCAAAGAACCUUUUCUCUACCAGGGCUUUGAACAGUCACAAUAAGCAUAAACAUUCCAAUACGAAAAUUCUGGCACAAAGAUUCGAGAGUGUGACCAUUUAUGAGAGAAACCAAGUUCCAUCAACGUUUGCUCCAACAUCAGUUGACUUGACAACCAAUGGACCGAGUACAGAUUUGUAUUCGGUAACAGACCUGGAUGAUUUUAUUUCUUCGGAGAUCCAGCCGGAUAGCUCGUUUCUGGCAGGGACCAGUCAGUCAGUUGACCAUCUUGUGACUUUACUUCAACAUAACGUACCUGCUCGACUUCGGCCGUCUCGAGUUAUUAAGGGAGGUUCGCUUGGCAAAGGAACGGCUGUUAAAGGCAAAUCGGAUAUUGACAUGACUCUGAUUAUGUCAAAAUACUCUAACGUUCGCGAUCUAGUACGUGACAUGCCUGAUAUUCUGAGUGAACUAGAAGAGUCAUUGCAACAUGUCCCCGAAAUAUCAGUGGAUGGUAAAACAAGGCAUGCCGUGCAGAUAUCAUUUGGCGAAUCGUCGGUGGAUAUUUUGCCAGCUGUUGAUGUUACAAAAGAAAUCACUUUAGACGAAGUAUAUAGGAAAAUGACCGGAUCGGAUGCAUCCGUUAAGGAUUUUUAUUCGGCGUCUUUGGCCCCAUUACAAACAGAACUUGUCCGGAAUCUUCCAACAAAAGUGAAAAGUCUCAUCCGUCUCAUUAAAUACUGGAACAAGGAGAAAGUGAAGCCAAUGCUACUAAGCAGGUGCCCAACGUCUUAUCUCUAUGAAGUUAUCAUAAUGGAUAGAUGGGUAAAAACUGGAAGACCUGAUUCCUUUGACAUGACGCGGGCGGCACACGACGUUCUGACCUCUCUUAAAAACAACAGAGACUUCAAAAUAUUGACUACUGAGCUAGCGAAAUACGACAGACGUGUAGCAGAUAUAAGAGCCGAGACCUAUAUCAUGGAUCCGUGUAACCCAACCAACGAUCUGUACAACAGUCGGUUCUGGAAUUGGGAUGGGGUUUCAUAUGUGGCCUAACUCUGGCUUAAUCAGUCAGCGUUUCAGGGAAUCAGCGGAACUGCUGAAAGUUGGACAAGCUGAAUACAAUCGGACAGAGUUUGCCGGUAUUGUGUUUAGAAACCGUGUGAUGUACUCAGUUCUCAUUCUUUAUUUUUCUAACAGUUAAGUGCUCAAAUUGAAAAGAGAGAAAAAUAUGUAUAACACAACACAUGCUUAAUAUACCACACACUUUAACACUUUUUAGACAUUUAACAAGCAUAAUGCACUUUUGUGUAUAUUCAUUAUCUCAGAUCCCAAUUUAUCAAAACAUUUUAGUCUCUCAUAACUUGAUAAAAUAAAGCUCAAUAUCUUUAUUUCUGAUAUAAGUUAUGUUAUAUUCUAAUUUAAAUGAGACUAUUAAUGUAAACAAUAUUGAUGACAGUCAAGAUAUUGUAAUUAUUUUGUUGGUAAAAUCAAGUUAGUGAUUUGGCUAAAUAGAAUAAUACACUGAAGUUUCUUAUGCUACAGAUUUUCAAGAAAUUGGGGCCAGAUUAUCAUCUUGAUCAUAAUGCCAUAGAACGUAUUUUCUUGCUAUUUACUUCAUGUUCAGUUAUACUAUGUUUUAUAUCGUAAUGUACAUUGUCAUAUAAUAACAAGUUUACAACAUUUUUUAAGAUGUCGCCAUUCGUUUUGAAAAUGUAUUUUUGUAACGAAAAAAAGUAUAUUUAUAUUACAUCAGUUCGCACGAUUGUAUCCAUUGAGACCAUCGGCUACAUAUUGCCGAUUCAGCAGUCGAGCGUAUGAAUGGCCAUUAUCAGCGUUAUAAGAGACCAUCAUUGUUUUGUUUCAUGAAUAGAUAGAUCAUCAUGUAUGUCGAUUAUAUAAUCUCUAUGAUGUCAUAUCUGGUGGUUUUCAAUUAAAAUAAACAUGUCUUCUUGUAAAUUAUCAGCUAUAUAAUGUCAUCUGUAGUUCCAAAGUAUAACUAUAUUUUUUUAUCUAUAUCAAUUACGAAACUACUCCUGGUAAUAACGCAAAUAUGGAAAUGUUUUAUUUUUAAUGUAUGUAAAUGUAGCAACUGAAAUUUAAGACUUAUGAAUAAUUAUAUUUAAACCUUAAUAAAAGUAAUUAUCACUGUUUCCGUUGGGAAUACCACUUGUGUUUAUAAAACGGAGUUAAUUAAUUUAUUUAUGUCGUAUCUGUGCUUGUUUGUUUUACAUUUUACUGACCAAGGCGUUACCUAACAAUCCUUGAUAAACAUACCCAGUUUUUUAUAUAGUAUAUAUGCACUGUGUUGUUUGUGGAGUUUUGUGCUGUUGUUCCAUGUUUCUUGUUUGUGAUUUUUUGUUUUUGUGUUCUAUGUCUUUGGCGUUUACGCUGUGCCAUUAAACGAGGGUUUUGUUUAAACUUUUGGCUACAGAGCUUGUUUCUGUAGUUGUUCACAUAAGUAUUGAUACCCUCACCUGAUUAUUGGCUGUUGCGAUAUUUUGAUCGUCUAUGUAAUAAAGGUAAUUGUUGU
Molecule: messenger RNA, 2866 nt
Organism: Mya arenaria
Lineage: Eukaryota; Metazoa; Mollusca; Bivalvia; Myida; Myidae
Product: 2'-5'-oligoadenylate synthase 3-like
Exons: 9
Coding region: 310-1389 (359 amino acids)
Biological process (GO): regulation of ribonuclease activity
Cellular component (GO): membrane; nucleoplasm; cytosol
Molecular function (GO): double-stranded RNA binding; 2'-5'-oligoadenylate synthetase activity
Source: RefSeq, a predicted model, not a curated record